Toxotes jaculatrix (banded archerfish) is the source of this 2718-nucleotide messenger RNA. Its product is annotated as alpha-tectorin-like. The record is from RefSeq and is a predicted model, not a curated record. Bases 1 to 2592 code for a protein of 863 amino acids. NCBI's taxonomy places the organism in Eukaryota, Metazoa, Chordata, Actinopteri, Toxotidae. The transcript is spliced from 20 exons.
AUGACAAUAAGUAAACAUACAGAGAGGGAUCCAAACAGGGAGCUGUGUCUUCCACACAGAGACGAGGUAGACACACUCAUCCAAGAGCUGAAGCACCCAGUGAAACUUUUCUUCAGACGCAAAGCUGCUUCACUUCCCAACAAACUCCUCCAGAAGACCGGCAGCAUGUUCCGCUUCAUACUAAACCUGGCGGCACUCAGCAUGCUGGCUGGUACUGGUGCAACAAGACAGACUUUUACCAGUUCUGGUGAGAUGGACAUCACCUCGUGCCCCAUCACUUAUUAUGGACAGACAUAUGGCAAAGUAUAUGUGGCCUUCAAUGCAAGCAGAUUUUCAGUUUGCUUCAAUGGCGAAUACAAACCUGGAAUCAAAAAUGACUGUAUUGUGAUGUCCGGAGGAACAGCUGACAGAGGUAACCUGGCAAUACUUACAAAAGAAAUACCCACUGGAUCUGGGGUCCAUAAACUUCUGCCAAACCUCAAGAGUUCUGGGAAAUGUGUCAACAUCAUACCAUUAAAAGACAGUCAACAAUCUGAAAUUGAACAAGUUGAACUUGGCAACUUCGGGACACAAGCAAUUCUGGCAAUCAAGACAUAUUCUGGAUACACACAUGUUGACGUGGAGGCAGAUGCACAAGUCAAUGGCCUCACAGUUUCCAAACAGACAUUCCAGACAGCUGAAACAAAUAAAGGUGUCAUCACAGAUGUGAGCGGAUGCAGACUCUCAGGUGCUGUUUAUAAGACAAAUACGACAGUAAGAGACCCAAACAUCUGCUCUACUGUAACCUGUGAUGUGAAUGGAGUUGCUCAUGCCGUGAGUGAUUGUGGUCCCAUGGAGCAAUGUGAGGGCAUGGGCAGCUGCGUCUUGAGUGCCAUGUGCACUGUGAUCGGCCCCACAGUCAUCGAUUUUGUUGGCAGAACCCACACUGUCCCGGACCGUUGUGGGUACACUCUGAUGAGGCCCUCAACAAUCCCAGGCUUCCAGGUGCUGGGGGUUUUCCGGGAAAGACGCCGUAAAGAUGUUAGUUUUUUGGAUCGUGUGAUAGUGCAGCUGGACAGGGAAGGUGUUCAAAUCUCUCUGGAACAAGGUGGUAGAGUUCAGCUGAACGGCAAAGUGCUGAUGCUCAACACCACGACUCAGGUGGUCCAAGGUGUGGAGCUCUCAAAGGACAAGACAGGAGUCACUGCUAAGAUAUCAGCCUCCAACUACACAAUCUCUGUCCUCUUUGAUGGCUCCAUCACAAUGAUCCACAUGACAGGGCCAAAUGGAGCACCAGUGCAUGGUUUAUGUGGCAAUUCCAGCAGGACUGUGCCAAGUGAAGAGAAGGUCUCUGAACACAGUGAAACUGGCUGUGAGGUACAGUAUGAUGACGCUGCCGACAGUACAAUCAACUGCAAUGCCACGACCGAAUGGUGUAAUCUCUUGAAGAAGGCUCCCUUCACUGCUUGCAACAAGCACAUUGACCCAGAGCCCUUCAUAACUGCCUGUACACAAACAUUGUGCAAAUACCCUGCAGUGGAUGGUCUCAAAUGCCAGUUCCUGGAGGCCUACGCCAGAGCCUGCAGGCACCGCACUGAUGUCACAGUGGAAGGAUGGAGGUCAAAGACCAGCUGCUGUAAGGCUGACUUCUGUCAGGACAGGUUCUGCAGUGCUCAUGAGUUCUGUGGUGAGAAGGACAAUGGUGGGGAAACUCGCUGCCUCUGCCGCGCCAUUUUUGCCUCCAAGUACAAAUCGACAAGCACCUUUGGUGAGCCGACGGUCUGUAGGCAGAAGGCUGCCUCGGUAACUCUGGCUAACUGUCUCUUGGAGGACAAAGGCAUCGACUACUCAGUCUUACACCUCAAUGACCAGGCCUGCACAGGUGAAAUGGACAACCUGACCCAUAUGGUGACGUUCAGCUUCAACAGUACCAACCCUUGUGGUACAGUGGUCAUGGUGAACAACAGCCAAGUUAUAUACAAGAACACCAUCAUGACACGGAACAGUUCCAUGUUCGGCCUAAUCAACCGUCACAGCCCAGUGCAUAUUGACUUCUCCUGUUUUUACAGUCAGCCGGAUGUUAAGAGUUUGGGUAUCAAACUCAAACACAGCUCUGUGUUCCAGCAGAUUACUUCUGGAGAAUGGAGUUACAAUCUCACCAUGAAGGCCUACACCAGCCCUGACCACAUGCACGCAAUCCAGUCAAGCAGUGACAUUCAACUGGAUGAGAAAAUCUGGGUGGAGCUGAAGACGGAUGGGCUGGAUGAAAAAAUGGUUGUGGUGGUGAUUGACUCCUGCUGGGCAACUGAUCAGCCUUCGCCAAGUGGACGCCUCAGAUACGACCUCAUCAUCAAGGGCUGCCCUAACCCUGCUGACCAGACGGUGAAGGUGGAGGGCAAUGGACUGGGAACAUCCAACUACUUCUCUUUCAACACAUUCCAGUUCUCUGGCAAGACUGGUGAUGUCUACUUGCACUGCAGAGUAGAGCUCUGUGUCAGGCAGGGUAAUACCUGCGUCCCGAGGUGCAGCCAGGCUGACAGAAGGCGCAGAUCUACCGUGUCAAAGUUUGAGGAUGAAAAUCCCGCCUUCAUCAGUUUGGCCUGGACUUAUUAAGCAGCUCCACACCCCCACCAACCUCCUCCUCCUCUCACUGGCUGUCUCAGAUUUUUUCGUGGGCGUUCUCAUGUUCUUUCAAAUUGUGUUCAUAGACGGCUGCUGGUUCCUCGGUGACAUUAUGUG